This is a messenger RNA of Aspergillus piperis CBS 112811, 4839 nucleotides long. RefSeq names its product pleiotropic drug resistance family ABC transporter. Lineage: Eukaryota; Fungi; Ascomycota; Eurotiomycetes; Eurotiales; Aspergillaceae. Bases 251 to 4723 code for a protein of 1490 amino acids. Gene Ontology annotation, biological process: transmembrane transport. Gene Ontology annotation, molecular function: ATP hydrolysis activity; ATP binding; ABC-type transporter activity. The transcript has 5 exons. The record is from RefSeq and is a predicted model, not a curated record. Gene Ontology annotation, cellular component: membrane.
GUCUUCCGGGUUUCGAGACCAUCGACAAUGUACCAGGUAACGAACCUUAUUGAAUCACUGAAACUUUAGGACCCCUUUGAUUAUUUCUGACCACCUUGAACUCCUCCUCUCGGUCCUUCUUUCCUUCCUGCCCUUUUUCUUCUGAUGUUGAUUGUGCCUCCUGCAUCUCUGUGUCUUGUCUUACCGUUGCUCAUUUGCUUUUCUGGUGCCCUACUAUGAAUUGCGUAACCCCAGAUUGUUGACAUUUGUCAUGGCUAACCAGCCAGCACCCCCUGCGCCCUUUGGGACCCGAGCUAUCACCGCUGCGGUGGGCUCGGAGCUGGAAAGUUCGAUGCGCGCGGCCUUCACCUCCGGGGGACAGACGGAGAGCUCAGAUUCCGCUUGCUUAGAAUCGGAAGACAGCAUCAGACGGGAAAAUCAGCAGGCGAUAACCGCACUGGCGCGUAGCCUUUCACACUUAUCUAGCAAGAGCGGCAUCGGCGAGGGAACGAAUACCUUCCUAGACCCUACUAGCGACCCCGAGCUGGACCCCAAUUCGGAGCAGUUCAACUCACAAAAAUGGACGAAAAACUUGCUCAGGAUCACCUCGCGUGAUCCAGAUCGCUAUCCUCGCCGGACGGCUGGUGUCUCCUUCCGGAACAUGAAUGUCUUCGGCUACGGAACCGCUGCUGAUUACCAGGCAAAUGUCGCAAACAUGUGGCUGAAAGGUUUUGGUUGGUUUCGCGAAAAGCUCGGUUAUGGGAAGAAAGUCAGGAUUGAUAUUCUUCGUAACUUCGAGGGAUACGUCCACAGCGGAGAGCUGCUGGUUGUGCUUGGCCGUCCUGGAAGUGGUUGCUCAACCUUCCUCAAGACUAUCGCAGGCGAGACUCAUGGCUUAUGGCUCGACCACGGAACCGACAUUCAGUAUCAGGGUAUAUCCUGGGAUGAAAUGCAUAGCCGUUUCCGGGGUGAAGUCAUUUACCAAGCAGAGACCGAAAUUCACUUCCCUCAACUCUCGGUAGGCGAUACGUUGCACUUUGCGGCGCAUGCUCGUGCACCAUCCAACAGAUUCCCGGGUGUCACCAGAGAGCAGUACGCAACCCAUAUGCGCGAUGUUGUCAUGGCAAUGUUGGGUCUGAGCCACACCAUAAACACGCGGGUGGGCAAUGAGUACAUCCGAGGAGUAUCCGGAGGGGAAAGAAAGCGGGUCAGUAUAGCUGAGACUAUAUUGUGUGGUUGUCCUUUGCAAUGUUGGGACAAUAGUACGCGCGGUCUGGAUAGCUCUACGGCCUUGGAGUUCGUCCGGAAGUUGCGGCUUUCCACAGACCAUACAGGGUCUACCGCAAUUGUGGCAAUUUACCAAGCCAGCCAAGCUAUCUAUGAUAUAUUUGACAAGGUCAUUGUUCUCUAUGAAGGCCGGCAAAUAUAUUUCGGGCGCUCCGGGGAUGCCAGGCAGUUCUUCAUCGAAAUGGGAUUUGAAUGCCCAGACAGACAAACCACCGCCGAUUUUCUGACUUCCCUGACCAGUCCAACGGAAAGGAAGGUCCGCAAAGGCUAUGAGCGCUUGGUACCUCGCACUCCCGAUGAGUUUGCUGCGCGAUGGAGAGCGAGCGCUGAGAGAAAGCAGCUGCUCGCUGACAUUGAGGCUUUUCAGCAUGAGUUCCCUCUAGGGGGUGAAAAGUUGAAAGAAUUCAACCGCUCUCGCGCGGCUGAAAAGGCCAAAAGGACACGGGCCAAAUCACCCUACACGCUAUCGUACCCUAUGCAAGUUCGGCUGUGUCUUCGUAGAGGCUUCCAGCGUCUCAAGGGUGACAUGAGUAUGACCUUGGCUGGAGUUAUCGGAAAUAGUGUCAUGGCCUUGGUUAUCUCCAGCGUGUUCUACAACCUUGGACCUACGACAGAUAGCUUUUUCCAACGAGGAGCACUGAUCUUCUUUGCAAUAUUGUUGAACGGAUUCGCAAGCGCGCUCGAGAUCCUCACUUUAUGGCAGCAAAGACCCAUAGUAGAGAAGCAUGAUAAAUAUGCCCUCUAUCAUCCAUCGGCAGAGGCAAUCAGCUCCAUGAUUGUUGAUCUCCCCUCGAAAGCGAUCGUCUCAGUGGUAUUCAAUUUGUUUCUCUAUUUUAUGUCUAAUCUGCGCCGUACCCCUGGGCACUUUUUCGUGUUCUACCUAUUUUCCGUGACAACUACUUUGACCAUGUCUAACAUCUUCCGCUGGACGGGAGCGAUUUCGCGAUCUAUGGCUCAGGCAAUGGUACCUUCCUCCAUAUUCAUGCUGAUUCUCGUGAUAUAUACGGGUUUCACGAUUCCAGUCCGCAAUAUGCAUCCAUGGUUCCGAUGGUUGAAUUACUUGGACCCAAUAGCUUAUGCCUUCGAGUCUCUCAUGAUCAACGAGUUCAGUGAGCGUCGCUUUCCGUGCGGAGUAUAUGUACCUUCGGGACCGGGCUACGAAAAUGCUCCUAUUAGCUCCAAGAUCUGCAGCCAGAAUGGUGCCGUAGCUGGUCAAGACUACAUUGAUGGCGACAGAUACCUGAAUGUCUCUUUUCAAUACUACAAAUCGCACCUCUGGCGCAACUAUGGCAUUCUCUUGGGCUUCCUAUUCUUCUCCCUCGCACUUUAUAUCAUUAGCAGUGAGCUGGUCCGCGCGAAGCCUUCGAAAGGUGAGAUCUUGGUAUUUCCUCGCGGGAAGAUCCCUGCAUUUGCACGACGGAUUCCUGGUGUCGGCGAUGUGGAAAGCUACCCCACUUCAGAGAAGUACGCCGUCGAUGGCGAGGACGUUGAUCAUACAGCCGCAAUUGUCAAACAAACAUCUAUCUUUCACUGGCAAGAUGUCUGCUACGAUAUUAAGGUCAAGGGGAAGCCACGCAGGAUUCUUGAUCAUGUGGAUGGAUGGGUCAAACCAGGCACACUAACUGCCUUGAUGGGCGUAACUGGAGCUGGGAAGACAUCUCUCCUCGACGUACUAGCUAACCGGGUGACCAUGGGAGUGGUUACUGGGGACAUGCUAAUUGAUGGGAGGAUGCGGGAUGAUUCUUUCCAGAGAAAGACUGGUUACGUCCAACAGCAAGAUUUGCACUUGGAAACAACCACGGUGCGGGAAGCCCUUGUUUUCAGCGCACUGCUUCGUCAGCCAGCUACUACACCGCGAAAAGAAAAGCUUGCGUACGUGGAGGAGGUAAUAAAAAUGCUCAACAUGGAAGCUUACGCAGAAGCCAUUGUCGGGGUUUUGGGUGAGGGGUUGAACGUUGAACAGAGGAAAAGGUUGACAAUCGGAGUAGAGAUCGCGGCCAAGCCUGACCUUCUUCUUUUCUUUGAUGAGCCCACCUCGGGACUUGAUAGCCAAACUGCAUGGUCUAUCUGCUCCCUCAUGCGAAAGCUAGCUGAUCACGGACAAGCGAUUCUAUGUACCAUUCAUCAACCAUCAGCCAUCCUCAUGCAGCAAUUCGAUCGGCUGCUGUUUCUAGCAAAAGGUGGUAAGACGGUGUACUUUGGAGAGCUUGGCCAGAACAUGGAGACCUUGAUUAGGUACUUCGAGGCAAAGGGCUCUGUGAAAUGUCCCCCCAACGCUAACCCUGCCGAGUGGAUGUUGGAAGUAAUCGGCGCUGCCCCAGGCUCCCACGCUGAUCGCGAUUGGACGGAGGUGUGGAAUAAAAGUCCUGAGCGCACUCAGGUACGCCUAGACCUUGCCGAGAUGAAGCAGGAACUACUGCAGCGGCCACCACCUCCUCGGAUGGUGGGAUAUGGAGCCUUUGCCAUGCCUCUUUGGGCGCAGUUUGUCCUUUGCCUGCAGCGGAUGUUCCAACAAUAUUGGCGUAGUCCUUCAUACAUCUACUCAAAGGCUGCUAUGUGCGUUAUACCACCGAUCUUUAUUGGCUUCACGUUCUGGCGAGAGCCGAACAGUCUUCAAGGGUUGCAAAACGAGAUGUUUGCCAUUUUCAUGCUGUUAGUCAUCUUUCCCAACUUGGUGCAACAGAUGAUGCCAUAUUUUGCAAGGCAGCGAGCUUUGUAUGAAGUUCGCGAAAGGCCUUCCAAAACAUAUUCUUGGGUAGCGUUCAUGCUAGCUAGUAUUCUGGUUGAGUUGCCCUGGAACAUACUGAUGGCAGUUCCGGCGUACUUUUGCUGGUACUAUCCAAUUGGCCUAUACCGCAACGCCAUUCCAACGGACUCAGUCACCGAAAGAGGUGGUACCAUGUUUCUUCUCGUCCUGAUCUUCAUGGUGUUUACCUCAACAUUCAGUUCCAUGGUCAUCGCAGGCAUCGAGCAACCGGAUACAGGUAGCAACGUCGCCCAACUUCUGUUCUCGUUCUGCCUGAUCUUUAACGGCGUCCUGGCCACCCCAUCUGCCCUUCCUCGCUUCUGGAUCUUCAUGUACCGGGUCUCACCCUUCACCUACCUGGUAUCCUCUGUCUUGAGUGUAGGCAUCGCAGGAAACGACGUCGAAUGCUCCGAUAUAGAGCUGCUGCAUAUCCCGCCUCCAACGGGACAAAACUGCUCCAGUUAUCUAGACACCUACGUUCGUAAUUACCAAGCGACUCUACUCAAUCCCGAAGACAACACCGAAUGCCUUGUAUGCUCGAUCUCGAAGACCGACCAGUAUCUGAGCGCGCUGAGCAUGAGCUACUCGGACCGGUGGCGUAAUGUGGGUAUUCUCUUCGCGUUUAUUGUGUUUAACGCCAUCGCAGCAGUUUUCUUGUACUGGCUGGUGCGCGUGCCGAAGAAGAAGUCUGUUAAGGAGAAGGACGAGUAGGCUGCUGGAUGGAAAGGGAAUAAGGAUCUAAAGUCUCAGGGAACAAAGAAGUCAGGGUUAGUAUGGCAGAGCUACAUCAUCUUACUAUGGAGUAGAGUAGAUAGGGGGUAUUUUGC